GGUGGUGUUACCUGUCACGCUCCCGUCAGUUCACUCCCCGCGAUCCCGGCCGGACGCCAUUAGCAACAGCCACCACAGCUGCUCUCAGCGGGCGGGCUUCGAUCGGCUUCUAGCUAUCUCUCCUGUCCUGAGGAAGCUCUACCACCUGCUCUUCCCUGAAUUGGGUCUUGGUGCGCUCGUCGACCGGAUCGCCAUGGCCGACGACUCGUCGUCCCCGGCGUCCUACAUCCGGCUGGUGCAGCAUCUGAUCGAGAAGUGCAUCUGCUACGACAUGGACAAGGAGGAAUGCGUGCAGGCGCUGGAGAAGCACGCCAACAUCAUGCCCGCCGUCACGUCCACUGUGUGGAAGGAGCUGGAGAAGGAGAACAGGGAGUUCUUCGAGACGUACAAGAAGGACCGAGGCGGUGAGUCGCCGUCGCACAAGGGCAGUCCCUCAGACCAGGCGUCCACCUCAAGGAACACAGACGACAACGACAACAACGACAACGACGACUAGAGGCCGACGGGAUCCAUGCAUAUAUGCACAAAACUAAAAUAUACAGUAUGAUGGUGUGUGUGUAAAUAAAUCGUAGCUAGCCACGCCACGGACGUACCCCUGCCGCUCAGCUCCAGCCGGAUGAUCCACCGAGCAGCAAGCAUACAUUCAGCCGGUUGGUCCAAAAUCGAAAAGAUUCAGAAUCACCAAUCCACCGGGGCGUCUCGAAUCUUGUAUGCAUACUAGUAUGCCAUGUUGUAAACGUGGAGGUGGGAAAUAGACGUCCGGUGGAGACGACCAGACGUACGCGCGCGCGUUUGCGGCCUGUAAUUUGUACCCAUCUGUACAUACCCCCACAUCUACAUGUGAGCGGCGACUAGCUUGUUGCUGUCAAAAGGAAAGCUGGUCCUGUCCCAUUCUGAUC
Messenger RNA from Hordeum vulgare subsp. vulgare (domesticated barley), 899 nucleotides. RefSeq lists its product as uncharacterized. The transcript is spliced from 3 exons. The record is from RefSeq and is a predicted model, not a curated record. Lineage: Eukaryota; Viridiplantae; Streptophyta; Magnoliopsida; Poales; Poaceae. Bases 194 to 496 code for a protein of 100 amino acids.